AUGGAGUUUUCCCAAGAUGAAUUCAGUGGGAUUACAUCAGUAAUUCUUAGGAUGAAGAAACGUGCUCCAUCGCCACCUAUCAAGAACAGGGAGGGCCAAGAGGGUGUGCCUGCACAUCGGUAUAACAUGAAUUAUGAGAAGGUGGGCAAAUGCAUCAUCAUUAAUAACAAGAACUUCGAUAAAACAACAGAAAUGGAUACCCGGACAGGAACGGACAAAGACUCUGAAGCACUUACAAAGUGUUUCCGAAGCCUGGGUUUUGACGUGACCGUCUACAAUGACUGCUGUUGUGCCAGGAUGGAGGAACUGCUUGAACAAGCAUCAAAAGAGGACCAUUCCAAUUCGGCUUGCUUUGUCUGCAUCAUAUUAAGCCAUGGAGAAGAAAACUAUAUUUAUGGGACAGAUACAUUGAUACCAGUAAAGGAUUUGACUGUGCAUGUUCGGGGUGAUAGAUGCAAAACACUUUUAGGGAAACCCAAACUCUUCUUCAUCCAGGCUUGCCGAGGGAAAGAGUUGGAUGAUGGGGUCCAGGCCGACUCAGUGGUUGUCAGUGACACCGAUGCCAAAAGCCCUCACAGUAUUCCAGUGGAAGCUGACUUUCUCAUUGCUUAUUCCACAGUUCCAGGGUACUACUCUUGGCGGAACCCAGGAAGAGGCUCCUGGUUCAUCCAGGCCCUCUGCCGCAUCCUGAAUGAGCACGGGAAAACACUGGAGAUCAUGCAGAUUCUCACCAGGGUGAACAACAUGGUGGCCAGAGACUUCGAGUCCUGCUGUAGCGACCUCAAGUUUGACAGGAAGAAGCAGAUGCCAUGUAUACAAUCCAUGCUCACGAAGGAACUCUACUUCUGA
This is a messenger RNA of Chrysochloris asiatica (Cape golden mole), 849 nucleotides long. It is a transcript of the gene CASP7, whose product is annotated as caspase 7, apoptosis-related cysteine peptidase. NCBI's taxonomy places the organism in Eukaryota, Metazoa, Chordata, Mammalia, Afrosoricida, Chrysochloridae. The transcript is spliced from 6 exons. Gene Ontology annotation, cellular component: cytoplasm. The coding region runs from base 1 to 849 and encodes 282 amino acids. Gene Ontology annotation, biological process: proteolysis; apoptotic process. The record is from RefSeq and is a predicted model, not a curated record.